AUGAUAUCCUCCAGCUCCGUUUUAGAACCAGUGGCUAUUGUUGGCAUAGCCUGCGAAUUUGCAGGUGAUAUUCAUUCUGCCAAUGAUUUAUGGCAAGCGUUACAAGAGAGCCAAGAUGUAGGUAGUGCAAUUUCGCGUGAUCGACUUGAUCUUGAGUCUUAUUGUGCUCAUAUGUUUAACAAGGAUAAUGAUGGACAAUUUCGUCAAAAACUUAUUCGUCGAGGAUAUUUCCUAUCAAAUAAUCAAUGGGAUAUGUUUGAACCAAGUUUCUUCGGUCUGUCCGAUGCUGAGGCAGGUAGUAUUGAUCCAUGUCAUCGACUACUCAUGCUUAAGUUUGUCCAUUUACUUGAUGAUGCUGGUUACAGUAUGGAGAAAAUGAAUGGUUCUAAAACAUCUGUUCAUAUUGGACAGGCUUCUGCAGAUCAUGCUAGAACAUCAUUUCGCAUCGAACCAGAGCAUCGAUCGAGAUUUCAUGGUCCUAAUAGUUUACUCUACAAUGCUGCUGCUCGGUUAUCCUAUCAUUUUAAUUUACAAGGUCCUAACGUAUCAUUGGAUGUUGCCUGUUCAUCGUCGCUGGAGGCUGUACAUUUAGCUGUGCAAAGUCUUCGCACAAACGAAGCAGACAUGGCUGUAUGUGGUGGAGUGAAUGCUGUCUAUUCACCAGAAACUUUCUUAUAUAGUUCAAUUAUGGGCGUUCUAUCCCCUGAUGGACGAAGUCGAUCAUUUAGUUUCGAUGCAAAUGGUUAUGCAAAAGGUGAUGGUCUUGGUCUUCUACUAUUAAAACGACUGAGUGAUGCCGAGCGUGAUAAUGAUCGCAUAUAUUGUGUUCUUCGUGAUAUACAUAGUAACCAUGAUGGAAAUGAAGAUAAGAACAGUUUUGUUGUUCCAUCAGCUGCCGGUCAGGCACGGUUACUCAAUGAUAUUUACAAGCGAGCAGACUUUGAUCCUCGACGUAUUUUUUAUGUCGAAGCACACGGGACUGGUACGCCAAUAGGUGAUCCCAUUGAAGCCAAUUGUUUAGGUCAAUUUUUCAAUCGAUCUUGUUUUGAUCCACCAUUAUUAAUUGGUUCUGUUAAAAGUAAUUUAGGACAUACAGAAGGAACAGCUGGUGUUGCCGGAUUAAUUAAGAUUGCCAUGUGUAUGCAUCAUCGGAGUAUUCCAUCAAAUAUGCACUUCACAUCAUUAAAUCCAAAAAUUGAAGCACAACGAUAUAAUCUUCACGUUGUACAGCAUUCCGUACCAUUUCCUUCAGGCAAUGAUAUUGAUUCUAUAGCUAUGGGCAUUAAUUCAUUUGGCAUAGGAGGCAACAAUGCACAUGCUAUUGUUGAAGAAUAUCAAGCAAAUAAAACAUCAGCUACGAACAAAUUUGAAAAUAAUCAGGUUCAGAAAAAUGAUAUCGAAAGUGAACAAUAUUUCAUUUUUAUCUUCUCAACAAAAAGUCGUAAAUCUCUAAAUAAUCAAGUAGCUCAAUUCAAUCAAUGGUUCCAAAAGAUAUCAAUCACUGAUAUUGACAAUAAUUUUGUCUUUCUUCAACGCAUAUCUCAACAACUUCUUCUAAAGCGUACUAUUAGUCAUGCACACUUAGCCAUCUUCAUAUUUGCCGAUAUUAAACAACUUCAAGAACAAAUCAAUGCUUUCCUUGUUGAAGAAACAUUACCCGGUCUUUCUAUAUUCGUGCGUCCAACAAUAUCAUUAGCAAAGAUAUGCUUCGUUUUUAGUGGACAAGGUCCUCAAUGGUGGGCUAUGGGUCGACAAUUGUAUGAAAGUGAACCUGUUUUUACUCGAUGGAUUCAAUUGAUCGACGCUGAAAUGACAAAGAUCAACAAUGGUGAAUGGUGUCUACUAGAAGAAUUAAUUGGCAAAACAAGUGAAGACGAAUCUCGUAUUAAUGAUACAAAUAUUGCUCAGCCAGCUUUAUUCGCUAUUCAAGUUGGACUCGCUGCUUUACUUGUCUCAUGGAAUAUUUAUCCUUCAACAAUCGUCUCACAUAGUGCUGGAGAUCAGGCAGCUGCUUUUGUUGGCGGUCGUCUCACGUUGCAAGAAGCUGUUCGUAUUGUUUAUCAUCGAUCACGUCUUCAAAAUCGUAAUACACGACAAGGUGGUCGCAUGUUAGCCGUAUCUAUGAGUGAAGAAGAAGUACAAAAUAAACUCCUCAAGGGUAUUGAACAUCUUGUUUGUAUUGCUGUUGUUAAUGGUCCUCGCUCCGUCACGUUAAGUGGUGAUGAAAAGAUUAUCGACGAAUUACAACAGACACUCUCAACAUUCUAUCCAAAUGUUUUUAAAGCACGUCUUCGUAUUGAAAAUGCAUUUCAUUCUUAUCAGAUGGAUCGAUUCGAUAUAGAAAAAGAGAUGUUAUCGUCACUUAAAGAUAUCCAAGGACUUCCUCUGAAAGAUCCUCAACAAAUGUUCAAUCCAAAAUGUGCUGAAGCUCAUCUUUAUUCAAGUGUAACUGGUAAUAAAUUAAGUGAUCAAAUACCAGUCGAUGCUCAUUAUUGGUGGUCAAAUGUGAGACAAUGUGUUCGAUUUCGUGAUGCUAUGGUAUCGAUUCAACAGCAUGAUGCUCCAACUGUUUUUCUUGAACUUUCACCACAUCCAGUUUUGGCUACAUCUAUUCGAGAAUGUUAUGAAUCGGCAAAUAGUCAACCACUUAUUCUUCCAACAUUGAAACGAAAAGAAAAUGAACAAAUAACAUUACUUACUAGCCUCGCACAAUUAACGACAUCGCCCUAUGUUUGGGAACAAUAUUUUCAUACUCGAGAUAUAAUACCGAUAGUAGAUAAUGAGCAAAUAUUUGAUGAUUUUCCAUUAUAUGCAUUUGAUCUUAGUUCAUGUUGGUAUGAAUCAAAAGAUUCAGUUAUUAAACGUCUGGCUAAUCGUAUUCCUAUUCAUCCUCUACUUGGUGUUCGUCAAUUAACAGGACAAACAAGUGCUACAUGGAAAAGUCUCAUCAAUAUCAAGCUACCACAAUAUGCUUACUUGAAAGAUCAUAAAAUUCAAGAUACAAUUCUCUUUCCAGCUGCUGCCUAUCUUGAACUUGUAACAGCUGCCUAUCACCAAUUAUUUCUAUCAUCAGACAAAGAGCAAUCUUCAAUUGUUUUGAAAGAAAUCAAAUUUGUCAAACCUCUCGGUCUUAAUGAGCAUGAGUUAACAGAAGUGUUUACACAGAUUGCCAUACCAGUUCGUGAAUGGUUUGUUUACAGUCGACCAUGGACAUCAGCUGGUGCAAAUUGUAUGCGUUCAUCAGGCAUGGCAAGUGUUGAUGUUAUUGAUUCUUUUAUCGAUCCAGAAACUCUCAGUCAAUAUUCAUUACGUGAAUUCACUCUACAUGCUCAUGGUUAUAUUGAGAUGGAUGGUGUUCAACAAAAAUUAACAACAUCACUUUCUACCAGUCCAACUUACAAAACCUGGUCCACAACUGAUAUAAACAGUAUUUAUACUCAUUUAUCAGCACGAGGUUAUGAAUAUGGACCUUCUUUUCAAAACAUUCAAUCAUUAUGUGGUACGACAUCUACAAUUGUUGCUCAAAUUAAGAGUAAUCUUGAUGCAAUUAUUGAUCUCUCUUGUUAUCAUUUGCUUCAUCCAAGUUUACUGGAUACUUUUUUGCACUCACCUCUAGUUUUGUUACCUGGUGUUGAUACUACGUUCCUUCCGAUUAGUAUUCGCAAAUUUGUUAUUAUGAACCAAGUGAACACAUCUCAUUCAAAUUUUGAAAUGCGUGGAAGAUUCCACAAUGUCGUGUAUGGCUUAAGUCAAGAGCGAACAUAUACGUGUGACUUAUUUGUUCUACCUAACGAUGACACGACAGUCAACGAACCGAUGUUCAUUUUUGAAGAUUAUGCAGCUCAACAAGUUCAAGGUGCACAAUCUAGUCGAUGGAUAUUAGAGAAGUCGAUUUUUGACAAAUUAAAUGCAGCUGCUGAUUUACCUAAUGCAGAUCGUUGUGAACAAUUAGACACAAUUAUAAAAGACUAUUGUAUGGAAAGAAUAUGGAUGGAUUCACCAAUAAUAAAAAGUGUAGCUGACUUACUUCCAUCGUUUGAUCAGAUUCGUAAUGGUGAAAUUGAUGUUGUUAGUAAUCAAGAUUUGAUUGACUCAAUUGAACCAUUCAACGAAUUAGCUGCAUGUUAUGCUCAAAUAGCAAUAAAAGAUCUCGAUCUAAAUCUCGUUGAUGAUCAAUAUCGUCCUUUAUUAAAUGCAUGCAAUUCUCUGGUCACUACUUUACAUGAACCAAUAACACUAUAUUCUACACAACUUCGUCUUAGACAUUUAUUUGAUCGUUUUCCUCGUCUCAAACCACUUCUGAUUUCAUUGGAUACAUAUGGUUCGUGUCUGAAAGAUAUUUUUACUGGACAACAGAAUGCAUUCGAUGUAUUCUUAGGAAACAAUGAAACUGAACAAACAUUACAACAGAUAAAAAGUAUUAUCAGUGGAAAUAAAACACAACAGAUAUUUCAUGCAAUAUGCCAACAUCUCCAUAUUCUAGACGAUCAGAGUAGCCAUAUAUCACUCGACGAUCGACGGCUACGUGUACUUUGGUUCGCUAGAGGAGAACACUUGGACGUUUUACCUGUUCUUCAUCUUUUACUUAAUUUAUCAGGUCAAUCAAGUUUAUGGAUUGAUUUACAUUAUGCGGAUAUGGAUCCAGUACAGCUCGCACAAGCUGAACAACUAUUCGAGACACAUUUGGCUAAUGAAACUCAUUUAAAUAUAACAUAUGAUCAAACAAUUGACUUGUUUAACAAUGAAAUCCUUGAAAAGAUUCCAUUCGAAUCCUUUGAUAUUGUGUUUGCUGCAAAUAAAUUACAGGAAAGUGAAGAUUUGACGAGAUCGUUAAUCAAUCUUCGUCAUCUACUUGUUCCUAAUGGUCUUCUUUUAUUACUUGAAUUAACUGAUGUUCCUCUCUAUUUUGAUCUUAUCUUUGGUUUACUCGAUAAUUGGUGGUUACCAUCUAGUAAUACACGUGCUCUUCAUAGUAUUCGUUAUUGGACUACAGCGUUAAAAGAAAUUGGUGGAUUUGAAGAUGUUGAGACAGUGAUGAGUCAAUAUGAAAGUACAUUAAUUAUUGCUCACAAGACAAUAUCUCAUAAGAUAUUGCAAACACUCGAUGAAAGAAAACAUCAAGCAUGGUUAUUCUUUGGCAAAAACGAUUCUGAAAGUCUUGGUCAUAAUGUCAUAUCGCUUUUGCCAUGUUCAAACAUUCGAUUUUUGGAUAUGUGUACAUCAACGAUUGACAAAAUUCUUUUUGUACUUAAAACUAUGAUAGAUAGCUAUAAACAACUAUAUAUUGUUUUUGCUUGGCCAUUUGAACAAACUUGUCUAAGUGAUAACAGCGAUUUGGCAUUUAAAGAACACGAAGAGUCUAUUUGUGGUGCAUUCAUCGAACUUCUUCAAAUAAUUCACGCAACAUCACCUAAUUUUUACCCUUUUAUUUUUGUAAUUACAAGGUAUGCGCAGCUAAAUACUGGUUCUGACUACAAUAUAAUUCAAUCACCACUUCUUGGUCUUGUACGAAGUUUAAUGGUUGAAUAUGAACAACAUCGACUAAAGCUCAUUGAUCUACAAGCAUCACCAACACUAAUUAAUGAAUCAGUUUUUGUUCAUGCUUUGGUAGAAUACAUGGUAACUUCUCGAUAUACAAAGAAUACUGACGAGAUUGUUCUUCGUUUUGACACAAAUGAAAAGAAAGCCAAACAUAUUACAUGGCAUUAUGAAAUGUUGCAAACACAUGAUAAAAAAGAAAGUCAACCAAAACUAAAACAAAUUUGUAUUAUUCCUCGACAAGAUGCUGAUCAACAACUAUUCUGUCUUCGUGUGCCUCCAUCUCGUUUUCUCACAGAAUUAACAUGGGUUCCUGACAAUAGAGCAAAAUCAUUACUACCAGGCAUGGUAGAAGUUCAAAUUCACUGCGUUGGUAUUAACUUUCGUGAUGUACUCAAAGCUCGAGGUCUUUAUCCACAUACACGUAUUUUUGCACAACUUGAUCAAGAUCAGUCACAUGUUAAUCGAGACAGUGAGCCAGGUUCAGAUUUUGUUGGUACUAUCAUACGUGCAUGUCCUAGUGUCAGUUUUCGGCCAGGGAAUCAUGUCGUUGGCAUCUCUUCAUGUGGUGUAUUUCAUUCACAUACCACUGUCGACGCAACACAAGUAGUGUGUAUUCCAUCCGAGUGUCCUCUCACCGAUGAACAAUUAUCAGUUAUGCCCGUCGUAUGUCUCACAGUCAUUUAUUCUCUCAAAUAUCGCGUUCAUCUACGACGUGAUCAAACUGUUCUCAUUCAUGCUGCGACAGGUGGUGCCGGUCAAAUUUGUAUACAGUAUUGUCAAUGGAUUGGUGCUCGCGUUUUGGCUACAGCUGGAACUGAAGAGAAGAGACGAUUUUUACGUGAACAUUGUGGUGUCGAAUAUGUAUUUAAUAGUCGAGAUACUUCUUUUGUUAGUGGUGUGAGAAGUAUUCUACCACAUGGUGUUGAUGUUGUCAUUAAUUCUUUAUCAGGUAUUCUUCUACAAGAAUCUAUUAAACUACUUGCUGAUCAUGGUCAUUUUGUUGAAUGGGGGAAAAGAGAUGUUUUUGGCAAAACUCAAUUGUCUAUGUUUGACUUUCGAUCAGAUUGCAGUUUUCAUGUAAUCGAUUUGAUUUCACUUCCCGAUCAACAACUACCUAUGUGCACGGUGAUGCUUCAAGAAAUGGUUGAUUUACUUACUCAAGGCAAAUUAAAAGCAAUCGAACCCACAGUUGUGUAUGAACCAUCUCAAGUGAUUGAUGCAUUUAUGAGAUGUAAUAGUGGUCAAGCUAUGGGCAAAGCUGUUGUUCGUUUAACCAAUUCUAAUGAAACACUCCAUUUGAACUGUAUAGAUCAUAAUAAUCCAUCCGAAGAUAAUGAUAUUAUGUUUCCUUCAACUGUUUGCCAUCAAGGAACAAUUCUGAUUUCUGGUGGAUUUGGUGGUCUUGGAUUGACAAUGUCUCGGUGGAUGAUCGAGAAACGAGGUGUAAAACGUAUUAUUCUUAUGAGUCGUCGGACAUUAGCUGCACUCGAGCAAUCUUCAAAUCCACAAUAUGAUGAUUGGUUACGAUUGAAACAAACAAUAAAUGAAUAUCAAGCUCAUGUUGAUGUUGUUCAAGCAGAUGUGACAAAUUUUGAUCAAGUAUAUGAUCUAAUCGAAAAAUUAAGUCGAAACUCUUAUCCUGUUCGAGGAGUUAUUCACAGUGCUGUGGUUGCAGAAGAUCGAACUUUAGUGAAAAUGACACAAGAAUAUUUGACACAUGUUUUAGCAGCAAAACUUCGUGGUGCUUGGAUUCUUCAUCAAGUAACACAGCUCACUCAGGCUCCUCUUCACUUUUUCCUCAUGUUUUCAUCAAUUCGAAAUCAUCUACUUGAAGUGGCAUCGUCUGGUUACAAUGCUGGUAAUCAAUUUCUCGACGCUCUUGCUCACUAUCGUAUGACUCAACUAAAUUUACCUGCUCUCUCAGUUAGCUUGCCUGCUGUAAGUGGUGCAGGCAUGUUUCAUCGACAACGAGAUAUGCUCAGCACUUUACAAAGUACACAUGGCUUUGAAGUAUUGCCACCAAUAGCUGUAUUCGAGUUGAUCGAACGCUUUCAUACAAAUCAGAAGAUUUGUCCAUGUCCUGUUAUUUUUGCUGUUAACUGGAAAAUAUUAUAUGAAAGACGUUACAAAUUACCAAUAUUUCAAUUGAAUAAAAUAGUAAAAGAACGCUAUACUACUAUGAAACUCGCAAAUAUAUCAACAACAUCAACUGAAAUUAAUAGCACAACUACUUCGAACUUGAAUCGAAAAGAAACUAUUAUUGAACGAAUUCAGAUAGCUGUAGCUCGUCUUCUGGGCUCAGCCGAUAUUGAGCGUAUCUUAGUUAAUUGUUCACUGAUUAGCCAAGGUAUGGACUCAUUAGCAGCUCUUUCAUUGUAUAACUGGUUAGGACAAGAGACUGGUGUGUAUGUACCAUUAGUUGAUUUACUUCAAGGAUAUUCUAUUGAAACUAUGGCAACAGUAAUUCAUAAUAAGCUCAACGAACGAUAUCAAGUUGUAUCAUCGACUACUAAAGAAGAGCACAUGGAUGCUGAUCUAAUCAAAGAAAAUGAAAUAAAACUAUCUCAUAACUCUAGUUACACUGGCAUAGAGAAUAUCAUCUGUCUUCAAAAUCCACUGCAGUGCAAUAAUAAUGUUUUCUUCUGCAUUACAGAGCAGUCAACAAGCAGUACUGAUAAUCUAAAUAAAUUAUUCAUUAAUAAAAUAUAUAAGCAACAAAAUCAAACAAGAUCAGUUAUGAUUUAUGCUAUAAAAAUAUCAUCAGUGAUAUCAACAAUAUCGACAUCUACUUAUGUUCGUGAUAUGAUUUUGCAAAUGCGUCGUAUCCAACCACGUGGGCCUUAUCAAUUAGUGGCUGUCCGGAAUAAACAGGAAGAAAUCAUUGCACAUGAAAUGAUACGACAACUCAAAGAUCAUCUAAUGAUUAUCGAUGUUCGACUACUUCUUUUGGACGAUUAG
Molecule: messenger RNA, 8499 nt
Organism: Adineta steineri
Lineage: Eukaryota; Metazoa; Rotifera; Eurotatoria; Adinetida; Adinetidae
Source: the annotation of a GenBank genome assembly